AUGAGGCUCCUCGUCCCCGACGGGGCGCGCAACCACUGCCGCCGCCCGUCGUCCGAGGCGGCGCGCCUGCACCGCCCCUCCGAGCCGCCGCCGGACGCCGCGGGGUCCAGCGGGAGGACGGUUGCCGUGGGGAUCAGGAGGGACGCCGCCAGCCGCGAGCUCCUCACCUGGGCGCUCGUCAAGGUCGCCAAUGCCGGCGACCGCGUCGUCGCCAUCCACGUCGCCGCCGGAGCGGCCGGAUCGGAGAACAAGGGGAAGGCCGCGGAUUCCCUCGCGUCGGUGCUCGCCGUGUACGACGGCUUCUGCAACCUCAAGCAGAUCAACCUGGAGCUCAAGGUCUGCGGAGGAUCGUCUAUCAGGAAAUCCCUGGUGAAAGAGGCGGCUUCGUGUGGAGCUUCUCAUCUGAUCCUCGGGGUCGCCAAGAAUUCGCGGUCUUUUGGGUCCUCCUACACCUCAGUUGCCAAGUACUGCGCAAAGAGAGCUCCCCUGAGUUGCUCGGUUCUCGCUGUGAACAACGGCAAGAUCAUUUACCAAAGAGAUACUGCACACCACGAACUAUUCAGUAGCACCAGCACACCCCCCGAGACUCCAAGGAGGAGUUACCGUAAGCUUCUGACUUCCCUGAUGGGAGAGAAACUUCCGGACGAAUGUGCACAGGAUAACAGGUGCAUUUCUCGGGCUGUUACCAUGCCAUCGAGGUCUCCCGCACGGCCAAAGGAACUUUCAUUGGCAUUAGUUCCAGUUAAGGGUUGCCAACGUGGAUCAUCAGAAGUGGUUACUGGCUGGCCAUUCCUAAGGAAGAAGUUACUGCCCAAUCGACAGGGUGCGUUGUCUGACAAGCCCAAGAUGUCUGUGGUGCAGUGGGCGAUGCGGCUUCCGAGCAGGUAUUCAGCUGUUUCGCCAGCCCAUCUGGAACACAGAACCACGAGACCAGACUCAACCAUUAGCGCUGGCCAUACCUUGCGCGACAGGGUAGUUGUCAUACCUUCCAGAACCAAUUCAGAAAGCUCUUCUGUGGUGAUCGAGGAAUUGGAUACAGAAGUCCCAGAGGAGCUUAUCUCACUCAAAGAGAAAUUCUCAUCCAUUUAUUCUGCGUACAGUUACGAUGAACUUGCAAAGAUCACUUCCGAUUUCUCACCUGAGUGUAUAGUUGGACAAGGUGGCACGAGCAAAGUUUACAAAGGUUGUUCAACAAAUGGCAAGGAGUUGGCAGUGAAGAUCCUGAAAUGUUCUGAUGAGGUACUGAAGGAGUUCAUCUCAGAGAUCGAGAUUCUCAGCUCACUCAGUCACAAGAGUAUCAUAUCCAUCAUCGGCUUCUCCUUCAAGGACAAUGACCUUCUAUUGGUGUAUGAAUACUUGCGAAGAGGUAGCCUAGAAGAAAUACUGCAUGGAGAGAAAGAAUGCAAGAACAUGUUUGGUUGGACCGAGAGGUUCAAUGUUGCGGCAGGUGUUGCUCAUGCACUGGAUUAUCUCCAUGGUAACGGCAACAGUCGCUCAGUGAUUCAUAGGGAUGUCAAGUCAUCAAAUAUCCUCGUCUCGGAGGAUUUUGAGCCGAAGUUAUCAGACUUUGGUCUUGCGCUCUGGGCCACCGAUGCAACACCCCAAACCACAUGCAAUGAUGUCGCAGGAACUUUUGGGUACUUAGCUCCUGAAUACUUCAUGCAUGGCAAGGUGAAUGACAAGAUCGACGUGUUCGCUUUUGGUGUGGUUCUUCUUGAACUCGUGUCGGGCAGAAAACCGCUUUGCACUGGUUGUCCAAAGGGCCAGGAGAGCCUAGUUAUGUGGGCGAAUUCUGUCAUUCAAGGAGGAAAGCUCACUCAACUGGCAGAUCCUAGCUUGCCUACAGAAGGCCAUACCGAUGAAGUUGAGAGGAUGACACUGGCUGCUUCGCUCUGCAUCAGAUCAACACCUCAACAUCGUCCUCACAUCGCAGUGGUUGUGAAGCUACUUGAUGGCGACAACGAUACUCUCAAGUGGGCUAGAUCGCAAGUCGGGUUAUCGUACGAGAGCGAUGGCGACGAAGAUGCGGUUACGCUUACACCUCCGGAGAACAACACCAACAUCCAGUCCUACAUCAAUCUAGCCUUCGAUGUCGACGACGACUCCGCCUCCGUCAGCAGCAACGACUUCAUCACCGCAAACACGUCGCUGGAACAGUACCUACAGGGACGGUGGAGUCGGUCAUCGAGCUUCGACUGAACGGUCCAUGGAAGAGUUCCCCAAUUUUGUGUAUAGAUCUUUUCCCUCCCCAUUUUCUUUUCUAAUUUAAUUUGUGCUCCUUGGAUGAGAGGCGGCACAUCCAGUGCCCUCCUCAAGGCCGAUCUUCUGAUCAUGUCUUAUUUUUCUUGUGGGUGAGCCGGUAAUCCUCUCGCCCAAAGGAUGAGGAAUAAAUUAGGAAGAAUGUUAGUGUGGGUUGUUGUUCAGAACUUAGGAUAAAAUUGUAGACAUGAGCUAAUUUAGCUCCUGAAACUGGAACUGCAAUGUUUGCUAGUAUGAAAAAUAGUUACUGCUGAAGUUCACUAUGGGUGCUGAACUGCAUCUGCUGCCUUGUAGUA
Messenger RNA from Lolium rigidum, 2555 nucleotides. RefSeq names its product protein kinase STUNTED-like. Bases 1 to 2199 code for a protein of 732 amino acids. Gene Ontology annotation, biological process: protein phosphorylation. NCBI's taxonomy places the organism in Eukaryota, Viridiplantae, Streptophyta, Magnoliopsida, Poales, Poaceae. Gene Ontology annotation, molecular function: ATP binding; protein kinase activity. The transcript has 11 exons. The record is from RefSeq and is a predicted model, not a curated record.